AUGGGGUGCGCGGGGGUGCUUGUGACCCCGGCAGUGCUCGACUCCACCAGCAGUCAGACCUGGGACAAGAUCCUGCAGGAGAACCCUUGGCUAAAGACCACCAACCUGGUGGCCAAGCCGGACCAGCUGAUCAAGCGCCGGGGCAAGGCGGGCCUCCUCGCGGUGAACAAAACCUUCGACGAGGCCAAGGCUUGGAUCAUGGACCGCAUGUGCAAGGAACAGAAGGUGGAGCACGUCACUGGGCAGCUGACCCACUUCCUGAUCGAGCCUUUCGUGCCGCAUAAGCAGGAGCAGGAGCACUACAUCUGCAUGCUGUCGCAUCGGUACCACGACGAGAUCUUGUUUUAUCACGAGGGCGGGGUGGACGUGGGGGACGUGGACGCCAAGGCGGAGCGUUUGGAGCUGCCCACCGGGGAGGGCCUCACAGAGGCGAAGGUCACCAAGGAGCUCCUCAGCAAGCUGUCCGACGCCAAGAAGGCGAACAUGGCCUCCUUCAUCGUCAGCCUCUACAAGUUCUACACGGAUCUGCACUUUGCGUACCUGGAGAUCAAUCCCUUGGUCAUGCUGGACGACAACACGGUGAUCCCCCUGGACAUGGCCGCCAAGAUCGACGAGACCGCCAACUUCCUGGUGGCGCAGAAGUGGGGGGAGCUGGACUGGCCUCCGCCCUUCGGGCGCGCCGCCUACCCCGAGGAGGCGCUGAUCCACGAGAUGGACGGCAGGACGGGCGCCUCUCUGAAGCUGACCAUCUUGAACGAGAAGGGCCGCGUCUGGACCAUGGUGGCCGGGGGUGGCGCCUCGGUGGUUUAUGCCGACACGGUGGCGGACUAUGGCAUGGGACACGAGCUGGCAAACUACGGGGAGUACUCGGGGGCCCCCAGCACACAGGAGACCUUCGUGUAUGCCAAGACUUUGCUGUCCCUGAUGAUGAAGUACAAGCACCCGGACGGGAAGUUCCUGAUCAUCGGCGGCGGCAUCGCCAACUUCACGGACGUGGCGGCCACCUUCACCGGGCUCAUCAAGGCGCUGCAGGAGUACGCUGACGACAUCAAGGAGAACAACAUCAAGAUCUUGAUCCGGCGCGCCGGGCCGAACUACCUGGAGGGCCUGCGCAAGGUGAAGGCCGCCAGCGAGAAGCUGGGCUUAGGCAUCAAGGUCUACGGGCCCGAGACCCACAUCACCGCCAUCAUCCCCAUGGCCCUGGGCCUCAUCGCGGACUUGCCGGAGCCCGACCUGUCGGCGCCCUGCGGGCCGCCGGUGCGCAAGAUGAUCGACCUGAAGGGCAAGAAGCCGACGCCCAAGGGCCACCCGGCUCCGCCGGCGGGCACCAAGCACACGCUGGUCACCGCCACACCCGACACCACGUGCAUCGUAUACGGCAUGCAGAACCGCGCGGUGCAGGGCAUGCUGGACUUCGACUACAUGUGCAAGAGGAAGCAGCCCAGCGUGGAGGCCAUGAUCUUCCCCUUCUCGGGGAACCACUACGUGAAGUUCUACUGGGGCACAGAGGAGAUCCUGAUGCCGGUGUACACCACCACCAAGGAGGCGGUGCAGAAACACCCCAAGACCUCCGUCUUCGUGAACUUUGCUUCCUUCCGGUCUGUGCAUGAGACCACCAUGGAGGCAAUGAACCACAGCAACUUGAAGACAAUGGCCAUCAUCGCGGAGGGUGUGCCGGAGCAGCAGACCCGGGACAUCAUCAAGGUGGCGGAGGGGAAGGGCGUGGGCAUCAUCGGCCCGGCCACCGUGGGGGGCAUCAAGCCUGGGUGCCUGCGCAUCGGCAACACCGGGGGCAUGUUGGACAACAUCGUGAUGUCCCGGCUCUACCGGCCCGGCUCCGUGGCCUACGUGUCCAAGUCCGGGGGCAUGUCCAACGAGCUGAACAACAUUGUGGCCCGUAACUCCAAUGGAGUGUACGAGGGUGUGGCCAUCGGUGGGGACCGAUAUCCUGGGAGCCGGUUCCUGGACCACUUCCUGCGGUACCAGGACGACCCCAAGGCCAAGAUGCUGCUGCUCCUGGGCGAGGUGGGGGGCGUGGACGAGUACGACCUCAUCGAGGCCAAGAAGAAGGGCCGCAUCACCAAGCCGGUGGUGGCCUGGUGUGUGGGGACCUGCGCUUCCUGCUUCACCACGGAGGUGCAGUUCGGACAUGCAGGCGCGCAGGCGCGAGGCGACAUGGAGACGGCGGCGGCCAAGAAUAAGGCAAUGAAGGAGGCGGGCUUCCACGUGCCUGAGUCCUUCGACAAGCUGCCGGAGAUGAUCAACCAGGUGUACACGCAACUGGUCGAGGAGGGGGAGAUUGUAGAGACCCCGGAGGGCGAGACCCCGCAGGUGCCCAUGGACUACACCUGGGCCAAGAAGCUGGGCAUGAUCCGGAAGCCAGCCAACUUCAUCUCCUCCAUCUCCGACGACCGGGGGGAGGAGCUCACCUACUGCAGCAUGUCCAUCUCCGAUGUCUUCAACAAAGACAUCGGCAUCGGUGGCGUGCUGUCCCUGCUCUGGUUCCGGCGCCAGCUUCCCGAUUACUGCACCAAGUUCAUCGAGAUGAUUCUUAUGGUGACUGCGGACCAUGGCCCGGCGGUGAGCGGCGCCCACAACGCCAUUGUCACUGCUCGCGCAGGGAAGGACCUGGUGUCCUCCUUGUGCAGCGGGCUGCUGACCAUCGGCCCCCGCUUCGGCGGAGCCCUGGACGACGCCGCCCAGAUGUUCGCGGACGCCCAGGGCAGCGGCGUGGCGCCCAAGGAGUGGAUCGACAAGAUGAAGAAGAGCAACCAGCUGAUCAUGGGCAUCGGCCACAGGAUCAAGUCCCUGGCCAACCCGGACCAGCGGGUCGAGAUCAUCAAGGGCUUCGCCAAGAAGAACUUCAAGGCGACCCCGGUGCUGGACUACGCGCUGGCAGUGGAGCAGAUCACGACCAAGAAGAGGGCCAACCUGAUUUUGAACGUGGAUGGCUGCAUUGCGGUGUCCUUUGUGGAUAUGAUCCGAUCCUGCGGAGCCUUUAGCCAGGAGGAGUGCGAUGACUUGAUGUCCUUUGGGUGUCUGAACGGUUUGUUCGUGCUGGGGCGAUCAGUGGGCUUCAUUGGCCACUAUCUGGACCAGCUGCGACUGAAGCAGCCGCUGUACCGCCACCCCUGGGAUGACAUCACCUACAUCCAGGAACUGGCUGGCCAGGGUCCUGACAAGUGA
This is a messenger RNA of Effrenium voratum, 3186 nucleotides long. The record is from the annotation of a GenBank genome assembly. Lineage: Eukaryota; Dinophyceae; Suessiales; Symbiodiniaceae.